AUGCUCUCCAACACUAGCUCUGACUUCGAGUUGAUUGUCCGCCAACAGCCGGAGCGAGCGCGCGUGGCCGGGGGCAAGGAGAAGGAGCGCAAGCCAGUUGAUCCGCCACCAGUCAUUCAGCUCAAAGUUUCCCAAGAGAACACUUAUCUAGCCCACUUAUACCACGCCACCGAGGAUCACCCUGUGCACUCCAGUCAACCCUCCACCGCUUUGGCGGGAACUCUCGUAUCUUCACUGCAUCGGUUGAAGGACAGUGACAAUACUGAUGGAGGAUUUUUUGUCUUUGGGGACUUGUCCAUCAAGAUCGAAGGUGAUUUUAGACUACAGUUCACUCUUUUUGAGAUGCAAAAGGACAAUGUCGUGGCAUUAAAGUCAAUCAUUUCCAACUCCUUUCAAGUUAUGACGCCAAAGAAUUUUCCGGGAAUGUCAGAAUCCACACAUCUUUCGCGGUCGUUUGCAGAUCAAGGAGUGAAGCUGAGAAUUCGCAAAGAAGCUCGAAAUACAAUGAAACGGGCAGGUGCAAGCAGACAUGAAGAAUAUGCUCCAAGCUUACCGCGCUCCCCUGACCGCACAGCCGUACCGCAAAUACUCGGUGGUGGUUUUCCAGGCUAUCCUCAACCUAAUUAUUACACACCUGCGCCCGCUCCUAAGCGUGUUCGCACUUCGAUAGAUAUGGAUUCAAGAGCCGUCUUUGAACCGGAUGCGCGCUUUGCACCUACUUACCAACCAACCACUAUGUACCCGAAUCAGCCGGGAGGUUAUCAAAAUCCAAUGGGAUUUGCAUAUACCGGACAACAACAAGUAACAAUGCCGGAAUACGGCGUUCGACCGCCACAGCAAUUAACGAGCACGAACUCGUCAUACCCCAACCAGGAGGAUCAGAUGCUGGCCAUGAGAUCCUUUGGCGGACCAGGAGGUUACAUAAAUUCACAGCGAUACCCUGCUUGA
Talaromyces atroroseus is the source of this 948-nucleotide messenger RNA. RefSeq lists its product as hypothetical. Lineage: Eukaryota; Fungi; Ascomycota; Eurotiomycetes; Eurotiales; Trichocomaceae. Bases 1 to 948 code for a protein of 315 amino acids. The record is from RefSeq and is a predicted model, not a curated record. The transcript has 7 exons.